Messenger RNA from Lobosporangium transversale, 1521 nucleotides. Its product is annotated as enolase. NCBI's taxonomy places the organism in Eukaryota, Fungi, Mortierellomycota, Mortierellomycetes, Mortierellales, Mortierellaceae. Gene Ontology annotation, cellular component: phosphopyruvate hydratase complex. The record is from RefSeq and is a predicted model, not a curated record. Gene Ontology annotation, biological process: glycolytic process. Gene Ontology annotation, molecular function: magnesium ion binding; phosphopyruvate hydratase activity. Bases 123 to 1436 code for a protein of 437 amino acids. The transcript has 5 exons.
UUCUUCCUCUUCACUCUUCUUGCAGCAAAUAAGAAAACCUUCAUUUAUAAGGUCCCUUUGUUCUUCAUUUCCACCACCAUCAUUUACCAUUAAUUGAGACUUAUACUUAACCUACACUAAUCAUGGCUAUCAGCAAAGUCCAUGCUAGACAGAUCUUUGAUUCUCGCGGUAACCCAACUGUUGAGGUCGAAGUGACCACUGCCCAAGGCGUUUUCCGUGCCGCUGUCCCCUCUGGUGCUUCUACUGGUGUUCACGAAGCCCUCGAGCUUCGUGAUGGCGACAAGGAUGCCUAUGUAGGCAAAGGCGUUCUCAAGGCUGUAGAGAAUGUCAACAAGGUCCUUGGCCCAAAGUUGAUCGAAGCUAACAUCGAUGUCAAGGAUCAAACUGCUGUCGAUGAGUUUUUGAUCAAGUUGGAUGGAACCGACAACAAAUCCAAGUAUGGUGCAAAUGCUAUCCUCGGUGUCUCUUUGGCUGUUCUCAAGGCUGGUGCUGCUGAUAAGGGUGUCCCUCUCUACCGCCAUAUCGCUGACUUGGCUGGACAUAGUGGCAAGAAGUUUGUGCUCCCAGUCCCAGCUUUCAAUGUCAUCAAUGGAGGAUCGCAUGCUGGUAACAAGCUCGCCAUGCAAGAGUUCAUGAUCCUCCCCACUGGAGCCAGCUCAUUCGCAGAGGCCAUGAAGAUUGGCUCUGAAGUCUAUCACGCCCUCAAGAAGGUCAUCAAGGAAAAGUAUGGUCAGGAUGCCACGAAUGUUGGAGAUGAGGGCGGAUUUGCACCCAACAUUCAGGAUAAUGCUGAGGGAUUAAAGCUAUUAAUGGAUGCCAUUCAUCUGGCUGGACAUGACGGCAAAAUCAAGAUUGGUAUGGAUGUGGCUGCCUCAGAAUUCUACAAGGGUGGCAAGUACGAUCUCGACUUCAAGAGCGCUGAUUCGGAUGCCUCGAAGCACCUGCCUGGGGAGGACCUUGCCGCCCUUUACAAGGAGUUCAUUGACAAGUACCCAAUCGUCUCCAUCGAAGAUCCUUUUGACCAAGAUGACUGGGAGGCUUGGACCCAUGUUACUGGAUCAACUGAUAUCCAGAUUGUAGGUGAUGAUUUGACUGUUACUAAUCCAAAGCGCAUUACCACUGCUAUUGAGAAAAAGGCAUGCAAUGCCCUUUUGCUCAAGGUCAAUCAGAUCGGAACCAUCACUGAAUCCAUUCAGGCCGCUGUCCUCUCUCAAAACUCUGGAUGGGGCGUCAUGGUCUCACAUCGCUCAGGUGAAACUGAGGACUUUACCAUUGCCGACCUUGUUGUCGGUCUCCGUACUGGCCAGAUCAAGACAGGUGCUCCAUGCCGCUCCGAACGUUUGGCCAAGUACAACCAAUUGCUACGAAUCGAAGAGGAGCUUAAUGGUGAUUCUAUCUAUGCUGGCGAUAACUUCCGUAAAGCCCAUCUCUUGUAAAAAUUAGGUCCCCACUGUCACUUUCAACCAAUUCUUAUGGACAAUAUGAUAGGAAAUCAUUUGUCUAUCCCAACAAUGUUUAACC